This is a messenger RNA of Triticum aestivum (bread wheat), 1040 nucleotides long. Its product is annotated as probable amidase At4g34880. Lineage: Eukaryota; Viridiplantae; Streptophyta; Magnoliopsida; Poales; Poaceae. The record is from RefSeq and is a predicted model, not a curated record.
AAGGAGCACUAGCCAUAGCCAGGCCACCAACCACACCGGCACCGUCCAGUCCAGGGCUCAGCUAAGCAAUCAUGGCUUGGCUGCGGCUGCUCGCCACCAUCCUAGCGCUGCUCGCCACUGCCGGGGUCGCGCACAGCUUCGAGUUCCAUGAGGACACCGUGGACGCCAUCCAGCUCGGCUUCCGCAACGGCAGCCUCACCUCGGCCGCCCUCGUCCGGUUCUACCUCGACCAGAUCCGCCGCCUCAAGCCGCUGCUGCACGCCGUCAUCGAGGUCAACCCGGACGCGCUCCGGCAGGCCAAGCGUGCCGACGCCGAGCGCCGUCGCGGCACAGCCACCGGCCCGUUGCAUGGGGUGCCCGUCCUGCUCAAGGACAACAUCGCCACCCGCGACGCUCUCAACACCACGGCCGGCUCGCUGGCGCUCCUCGGCUCCGUGGUGAAGCGCGACGCCGGCGUGGCGGCCAGGCUGCGGCGCGCUGGCGCUGUGGUGCUCGGCAAGGCCAGCCUCUCCGAGUGGGCCAACUUCCGCAACGUCCGCAAUGGGUGGAGUGCGCGCGGCGGGCAGACGCGCAACCCAUAUGUAUUGUCGUCCGACCCGUGCGGGUCGAGCUCUGGGUCAGGUGUGGCCGCGGCGGCGAACAUGGCGGCCGUGACGCUCGGCACCGAGACCGACGGCUCCAUACUCUGCCCGUCGUCGUUCAACUCCGUGGUCGGCAUCAAGCCCACCCUCGGGCUCACUAGCCGCGCCGGCGUCGUCCCCAUCACCACUAGACAGGACAGCGUUGGACCGAUGUGUCGGACAGUGUCGGAUGCAGUCCAUGUGCUGGAUGCCAUCGUCGGCUACGACAAGCUCGAUGCCGCGGCCACUCGAGCAGCAUCCAAGUACAUACCUUACGGCGGAUAUCUGCAGUUCCUGAAGAAGGAUGGGCUGAGAGGGAAGAGGAUUGGCGUCCCCAAUGUAUUAUUUCAACAAGGACUUGGAGAGAAGCAGAUGAGGGUGUACGAACAGCAGCUUGGCAGAAUGAGGAAACACGGAGCC